GUCUGACGCUUUCGCACGCACAGCUCGCCCCUCCCUCCCGUCAAACAGUCACGCGUGCGCGUUCUCGAGUGGCUCUACUGAGCUGGUAAAGUGACAUUGAAAGAGUUAAGGAGCACCUGCCCCAAAGAAAGAGGAAUAUGGCAGAGAACAUUCAGGAAAAGCUGACUAAUUAUCGCACAGCUCCUUUUGAUGCAAGGUUCCCCAAUCAGAACCAGACCAGGAACUGCUGGCAGAAUUAUUUAGACUACCACCGAUGCCAGAAGGCCUUAACUGCUAAAGGAGCUGAUGUAACCCCCUGUGAUUGGUACCAACGAGUAUACAAGUCUUUGUGCCCUAUAUCAUGGACAGCCAAGUGGGAUGAUCAAAGGGACGAUGGAACAUUCCCUGGAAAAAUAUGAAUUUUAUGGCACUUGAUUUCCUACACCAUAAAAGGACACCCCCAAGAUGACGGAUGGCCUUCCGAAUCACCCAUCUGUUUGCUUUAAACUGUCUCUCGAGUGACAGAUGCGCUUUAUGGUAACUGUGGUCUUUAUGUGUACUGUUCAGUCAGUAAAUCCUCCUAAAUUAA
Polypterus senegalus (gray bichir) is the source of this 568-nucleotide messenger RNA. Its product is annotated as cytochrome c oxidase subunit 6B1. Lineage: Eukaryota; Metazoa; Chordata; Cladistia; Polypteriformes; Polypteridae. The record is from RefSeq and is a predicted model, not a curated record. The coding region runs from base 138 to 398 and encodes 86 amino acids. The transcript has 4 exons. Gene Ontology annotation, cellular component: respiratory chain complex IV; mitochondrion.